ACAUGCUCUGCCAUCCACACCGCCUUUCUUCCUCUUCUUUCUGUUUCCUUUUUUCCCCCUUGCUCCUUCUCCCUCUUCUUUGUAACUAACAAAACCACCACCAACUCCUCCUCCUGCUGCUGCCCUUCCUCCUCCUCCUCAGUCCAAGUGAUCACAAAAGAAACCUUCUGAGCCGGAGGCGGUGGCAUUUUUAAAAAGCAAGUACAUUGGAGAGAAAGAAAAAAGAAAAACAAAAGCAAAACAAAACCCAGGCACCAGCCAGCCAGCACAUUUUUUUUACCCCUCCUGAAAACAAACAAACAACCAAACAACCAUCAAAACAGUCACCACCACCAUCAUCAAAACUGUUAACAUAGCAGCGGCGGCAGCAAACGUCACCCUCCGGCCACGGCGUCCACCUAAAGGGAUGGUUUUCUCGGCAGAGCAGCUCUUCGCCGACUACCUUCCUCACUCGUGCUGAGCGGGAUUUUGGGGCUCUCCGGGGUUCGGGCUGGGAGCAGCUUCAUGACUACACGGAGCGGGAGAGCGGCUACACCAUGCGAGCACAAAUUGAAGUAAUACCAUGCAAAAUUUGUGGCGAUAAAUCCUCUGGGAUCCACUACGGAGUCAUCACGUGUGAAGGCUGCAAGGGAUUCUUUAGAAGGAGCCAGCAGAACAAUGCCUCUUACUCCUGCCCGAGGCAGAGAAACUGUUUAAUUGACAGAACCAACAGAAACCGUUGCCAACACUGCCGACUGCAGAAGUGUCUUGCCCUAGGAAUGUCGAGAGAUGCUGUGAAGUUUGGGAGGAUGUCCAAGAAGCAAAGGGACAGCCUGUACGCUGAGGUGCAGAGGCACCAGCAGCGGCUGCAGGAGCAGCGACAGCAGCAGAGUGGGGAGGCGGAAGCCCUCGCCAGGGUGUACAGCAGCGGCCUCAGCAACGGCCUCAGCAACCUGAACAACGAGGCCGGUGGCACCUAUGCCAACGGACACGUCAUUGACCUGCCCAAGUCCGAGGGUUAUUACAACGUGGAUUCCGGCCAGCCGUCCCCUGAUCAGUCAGGACUUGACAUGACUGGAAUCAAACAGAUAAAGCAAGAACCUAUCUAUGACCUCACAUCCGUACCCAACUUGUUUACCUAUAGUUCUUUCAACAGUGGGCAGUUAGCGCCAGGGAUAACGAUGACUGAAAUCGAUCGAAUUGCGCAGAACAUCAUUAAGUCCCAUCUGGAGACAUGUCAAUACACCAUGGAGGAGCUACACCAGCUGGCGUGGCAGAUCCACACGUAUGAAGAAAUUAAAGCGUAUCAAAGCAAGUCCAGGGAAGCACUGUGGCAGCAAUGUGCCAUCCAGAUCACUCACGCCAUCCAAUAUGUGGUAGAGUUUGCAAAGCGAAUAACAGGCUUCAUGGAACUCUGUCAAAAUGAUCAAAUCCUACUUCUGAAGUCAGGUUGCUUGGAAGUGGUUUUAGUGAGAAUGUGCCGUGCCUUCAACCCAUUAAACAACACUGUUCUGUUUGAAGGAAAAUAUGGAGGAAUGCAAAUGUUCAAGGCCUUAGGUUCUGAUGACCUAGUGAAUGAAGCAUUUGACUUUGCAAAGAAUUUGUGUUCCUUGCAGCUGACUGAAGAAGAGAUUGCUUUGUUCUCAUCUGCUGUUCUGAUAUCUCCAGACCGAGCCUGGCUGAUAGAACCAAGGAAGGUCCAGAAGCUUCAGGAAAAAAUUUAUUUUGCACUUCAACAUGUGAUUCAGAAGAAUCACCUGGAUGAUGAGACCUUGGCAAAGUUAAUAGCCAAGAUACCAACCAUCACGGCAGUUUGCAACUUGCACGGGGAGAAGCUGCAGGUAUUUAAGCAAUCGCAUCCAGACAUAGUGAAUACACUCUUUCCUCCGUUAUACAAGGAGCUCUUUAAUCCUGACUGUGCCACCGUCUGCAAGUGAAGGUGACGAGCGAACUGUCUCAUAGUCAUGGAAUGCAGCACCAUUAAGACAAAAGCAAUGUGUUCAUGAAGACUUAAGGAAAAUGUCACUACUGCAACAUUAGGAAUGUCCUGCACUUAAUACAAUUAUUUUUCACCGCUACAGUUUGAAGAAUGUAAAUAUGCACCUGAGUGGGGCUCUUUUAUUUGUUUGUUUGUUUUUGAAAUGACCAUAAAUAUACAAAUAUAGGACACUGGGUGUUAUCUUUUUUUUUAAUUUUAUUCAGGUAUGUUUGGGGAGACAACUGUUUAUAGAAUUUUAUUGUAGAUAUAUACGAGAACAGAGCAGUACUUUACAUGAUUACUUUUCCUGUUGAUUGUUCAAAUAUAAUUUAAGAAAAUUCCACUUAAUAGGCUUAACGAUUUCUAUGUUUUUAGAUAGUUGAUGCAUGUAUAAAUUUGUAGCUGUCUUGGAAAGCACUGUGCAUGUAUGUAAUGAGUAUAUAAUAUCUGAGAAUAUUAUAUAUGACUAUUACUUAUACAUGCACAUGCACUGUGGCUUAAAAUACCAUACCUACUAGCAAAGGAGGUUCAGUCAGGCACUAUUAUGUUAUUUACCUUGUGUUAUAUGUUACCUUUAUGUUAGACAAUCAGGAUUUUGUUUUCCCAGCCAGAGUUUUCAUCUAUAGUUAAUAGCAGAAUGGUACCAAUUCAGAAAUUCUACAAAGGAAUAAAUAUAAUGCAUGACCUCUGUAUAAAAACUCUGUUUCGAUCAGUGACAUCAAAGCCUUGUCAAGAUGGUACAUACUGGAAAAAAAAAAUAAGUAUUUGGAGCCAUUUUCCUGUUUUAAGAAUUAGGCCACAGAUAACAUUGUGGAGUCCAGGGCUUUUUUGACCAAACAAUAGAUAUUUCCACCAGGACACAUAAAACAGUUUUUUUUCUUUGGACUUCAAGUUGUGAAAGAACCUUCAUUUUGGUGCUUAUUGUAUCUUUAACAGAGAAAUACAGUCUGUAGAUUAUGACCACCAGCAAUUUUUGCUAAUAAAAUUAGAGGAAAAGAGUAGGUCAGAGCCCAGGGUCCUAGUGCCAUUUCAUGUAAACAUUUUCCUCUCUAACCAUUUAUUUUAUUUUCAAAGAAGAGGAAGAUAGAGAAUAUACAAAGUAAAGAAGUAGUUCUUUAUGUUCAUUCUCUUUAAUAACUUUGUUGUUAGAGAAAGCAGCAAUAAAGGGGGAGGCAGGGUUUUCUACAUCCUUCUAGUCUGAGGUCUCUAAUUUUUUCAACUCCAAAAUGCUGUAUUAUAAAAAUAUAGCAAAACCUUGAUAGAUUAGAAUAAAAGAUCUGGGUUAUUCUACAGAACUAAUCCACCUCAAAGCCAAAACUAUUUCCUAUGCCGUGUGAAAUUGCAUCAUCCAUCUAGCCGGGGAUUAUUUUUUUUAGCAACUUUUAAAAGUACAGAAUGCAAGAGGUGAGAUCAGGAUUAGACAAUCUGGAUUUCCUAGUACUUCCUCACUUCUCCACUUGCUCACCAAUCAAAGCAAUCACCAGAAAAGCAUAAAUUCCAGGGAGUUUGUUCUGCCUGUGUUCUGGAGGCCUUAUGCCUUUGGUCUCAUUUGAUCCAAAAUUAGAUUUUUUAAAAGGGAGCUAGAGAAGAGCUUAGUGUACAAGACAAUGAAUAUUAUGAUCUCCUGUAAGUGUAGUCUGGCCAUCAACUCAUGAAGACCUGCCCUUUUCUCCUUGUCCAACACACACACACAAAUGCACACCUGCUUUGUGAAGUUUCCAUCAGUGGAAACUUUGAUUUUUUUUUUUUUUGAUCUCUUAUACUCUCCUGAAGUUAGAUGAUUGAGAGCCAUCUCCAUGAUGCCACAGAACUGUAA
Physeter macrocephalus (sperm whale) is the source of this 3773-nucleotide messenger RNA. RefSeq names its product RAR related orphan receptor B (gene RORB). Gene Ontology annotation, cellular component: nucleus. The record is from RefSeq and is a predicted model, not a curated record. Gene Ontology annotation, biological process: regulation of transcription by RNA polymerase II. The coding region runs from base 537 to 1916 and encodes 459 amino acids. NCBI's taxonomy places the organism in Eukaryota, Metazoa, Chordata, Mammalia, Artiodactyla, Physeteridae. The transcript has 10 exons. Gene Ontology annotation, molecular function: zinc ion binding; RNA polymerase II cis-regulatory region sequence-specific DNA binding; melatonin receptor activity.